Loa loa (African eye worm) is the source of this 354-nucleotide messenger RNA. RefSeq lists its product as hypothetical. The annotation marks the transcript as partial. NCBI's taxonomy places the organism in Eukaryota, Metazoa, Nematoda, Chromadorea, Rhabditida, Onchocercidae. The record is from RefSeq and is a predicted model, not a curated record. The transcript has a single exon.
AUUAAUGAAUUAGGAGCGAAAUUGGAACGAAGUGAGCGUCAAGCUCACGACGAAGGAAAAGUUGGGGAAAAGCAACGUGGAAAUGAGGAGCAGCUCGUGCUCCACCUCCCCGAACAGCAACAGUGUGAAGAGCAGGAGAUAAUAGAGCCAGUACCGGCACUGGUUCACGAUGAAGCAGAGGGGGUGGAGGAAGACGAAGCAACAGAGUUGCGGCAGGUACCACACGAGCUGUUGCUCAAUGAAGGAGUUGUCGAUGCGGUACCAAGAGCCGCGGUUGUCGAUGCGGUACCGAGAGCCGCGUUAGUGGUCCGGAGACGCAGAGAAGUGAUAGGAGCUCGUGAAAUUGUAUUGUAG